Messenger RNA from Quercus robur (English oak), 1137 nucleotides. RefSeq lists its product as uncharacterized. Gene Ontology annotation, cellular component: plasma membrane. The record is from RefSeq and is a predicted model, not a curated record. The transcript is spliced from 5 exons. NCBI's taxonomy places the organism in Eukaryota, Viridiplantae, Streptophyta, Magnoliopsida, Fagales, Fagaceae. Gene Ontology annotation, molecular function: protein phosphatase 1 binding; protein phosphatase regulator activity. Bases 55 to 1122 code for a protein of 355 amino acids.
CCUUUUUUGGUUUUAUUAUUGGUUCUCGUGCUUUUCGGGGUUCUCUCAUUGGUUAUGCUUUUUUGGGAAUAUUAUGAGAAACUCAUGCGUCUUUGGAAAUAUUUUGUGAAAGAUGAUGAAAGAGGAACCAUUCAAGAAGGACACUCUAGGGUCUGUUUGAUGCGUGUUUUCCGUUUGGGCCUCGGAUUUCCUUGUUUCCUUGUGAUUUUCAUUGUGCUCUUCAUGACGCCAUCUUCCAUGCCUUUUUGGGUUUUCAUAUUGGCUCUCAUGCUUUCUGUGGUUCUCUUAUUGGUUAUGCUUUUUUGGGAACAUUAUGAGAAACUCAUGCGCCUUUGGAAAUAUUUUGUGAAAGAUGAUGAAAGAGGAACCAUUCAAGAAGAUUUAGUGAAACAAGUGAUGAGAAAAUGGCCAUCCACAAUUGAACAAGGCGAUGACUCGGGAUGGACUCCUCUACACAUUGCCGUGCAUUUGGGUAAUUGGAGAUUAGUCAGGGUGCUUUUAAAAAAUGAUAAUUCCCGUGCAUAUGCAAGAAACAAAGAAGGUUUAUCUGCUCUUCACAUUGCCGCCAAGGAAAACAAUUAUCCUGUUGUGAGUGAACUCAUGAAGGUAUGUCCAGAUAUUUCCGAGUUGUUGGACAACAGGGGUCGGAAUGCUCUUCAUGCUGCUGCAGAAAGUGGAGGGUGGAAAGUAGUGGUUUAUUUUAGGUGGAGUCCUCAGUUUGAGGGUCUCAUCAACGAAAAGGAUGAAGAAGGAAACACGCCUUUGCAUCUGGCAGUCAUCAAUGGGCAUGACUGGAUUGCAUCAUUUCUCCUAAAGGAUGGUCUAGGUGUUGACACAAAUGGUACAAAUGAGGAGGGCAUCACCCCAUUGGACUAUCUUUUAUUAAGGAAGCAGUUACGCUCCAGGCCAACGAUGCCAUUGUCGAGUAAAGGCGCUCGUCCAAUAAGCUUGAUGAAAGCAUUCAUUCGGAAUUUGUUCCCUAAGAGGAUAAAAAAACAACUGGCAGACAAUGGCUAUGACUAUGACAAUGCAGAUGGAUUGCCCAUAUCAGAUCUUAUGAAACAAGUGAGUGAGACCAAUUGCAUGUAUAGUGUGUGUGCAGUUGUUUGUUUUUAUGGGUAGCUACCUUUAGCAUUU